CACAGAGGCUACUGCCCUACGGCGCCCCCCCGGCAGGCGGGCCCGCUCGCUUAUUCCGCUCCGAGCCGUGCAGCUCAGAUCCUCACCAACCGCGGCUGUGGGAUGCUGCGCUCGACGUCUACGGUCACCCUGCUCUCGGGCGGCGGUAACAGGACUCCCGGGGCACCCAGCAGGAGGGCAAAUGUCUGCAGACUUCGGCUGACUGUACCUCCCGAGAGUCCAGUUUCAGAGGAAAGGGAAAAGAAGCUUGAAAGAAAAGAGCAACAUCCUGGCCCAAGCAAUGGGGAGCCAACCAGGAAACUUCCCCAGGGUGUUGUCUAUGGCGUGGUGCGAAGGUCAGAUCAAAACCAGCAGAAGGAAAUGGUGGUGUAUGGAUGGUCCACCAAUCAGCUGAGAGAAGAGAUGAACUACAUCAAAGAUGUGAGAGCCACUCUGGAAAAAGUAAGGAAGCGAAUGUAUGGAGACUACGACGAAAUGAGACGGAAAAUCCGACAGAUCACCCAGGAACUGUCGGUUUCACAGGCACAGAAGGACUAUCUGGAGAGUCACAUCCAAACACAGUCAUCGGCCCUGGACAGCUUUAAUGCCAUGAACUCGGCUUUGGCGUCAGACUCCAUUGACCUGCAGAAAACGCUUGUGGAUGUUACUUUGGAAAAUAGCAGCAUUAAGGAUCAAGUCAGAAAUUUGCAGCAGACGUAUGAAGCGUCCAUGGACAAGCUGCGGGAAAAGCAGAGGCAGUUGGAGGCAGCACAAAUGGAGAACCAGCUGCUGAAAAUGAAGGUGGAGUCCUCCCACGAAGCCAACGCUGAGGUGAUGAGGGAGAUGACCAGGAAGCUGUACAGCCAGUACGAGGAGAAGCUGUAUGAGGAGCAGCGGAAGCACAAUGCCGAGAAAGAGGCGCUCCUGGAAGAAACCAAUAGUUUUCUGAAAGCGAUUGAAGAAGCCAAUAAAAAGAUGCAGGCGGCAGAGAUCAGCCUAGAAGAGAAAGACCAGAGGAUCGGGGAGCUGGACAGGCUGAUCGAACGCAUGGAAAAGGAACGCCAUCAGCUGCAACUACAGCUCCUGGAGCAUGAAACUGAAAUGUCAGGGGAAAUAACUGAUUCUGACAACGAAAGGUAUCAGCAGCUGGAGGAGGCGUCUGCCAGCCUCCGGGAACGGAUCAGACAUCUAGAUGACAUGGUGCAUUGCCAGCAGAAAAAGGUCAAGCAGAUGGUUGAGGAGAUCAUGUCACAUGAGCUCUUCUCCAGAUUUAGUCUCCGGCUCUUUGGAAGAUGACAAAAUGGUAGCCUGCCCUGGGUUGGAAGCGAUUCCUUUUAUUGUCGUGAUUAGAAGAACACUUGUACUCUCUCUGCUGGGAAGAGGUGGCAUGUGUCUGAUGAGCUGAUGAACAAACAGGAAGGACAUGCUAUUAGAAGGAAAACUUGACCAUGUAGGGCUCUUAAUUGUGAAAGGACCAUUUUUGUGUAUCCUCAACUUGUACAGCCUCACACUUCCAGAGUCACAAGAACUCCAAGAUCCACAGAGUAUUUUUAGAAACUUGGGUUCCUAGACAUCAAAGAAGGAGCUGCGAUGAAAAACAGCACUAAAAUAUAAUUCAGAAAGUGCCAGGUGGAGGCUGGUCCUAAGAUCGUGGACGGUGGAGCCUCACGCGUGGAAACGCUGCCAAGUGCACCCGCUAAGGAGAUGGGAACUGGGCUGGAAGACCUCCAGUGCUCCGGGAAGGAGGUGCUCCCCACCAGAUCGCACCCCAGAAAUUGCAGAAGCGGCUGAGUAUCCAUGUAGUUUGAUUAUGUUUGUGUCUGAGAGGUGGCCCCGUGGAUGUCUCACUGAAUGGAGAUCAACAGCACUAGCCAACUUAGCCCUCUUCUCGAUUGUUUAAGAAGUUCGGUUGGCUUCUAUCACCACAAGCCUUUUGCUUGACCAGACAGUUCAACUAACUUCAUGAAAAGGAGAAUUAUAUCUGAUGAAGAGAGAAAUAUAUUCAUCAAAAUAUAUUGAAGUGAAAUACACAUACUUCAUACCUGCUUUAUUUUUCUGCGGGUCUUCUUGAGACAGCCACUGGGGCUGAUAUCUCCUCAAAAUUUAGUGUUGCUGAAAUCUAGUUAGUAGUAGCAGUAGCAGCAGGGGUGGUAAUAGUCCUUGGGUGGUAUUUGCCCAUGUAGGCUAGUAGACUGGUCUAAUCAAGUGAGUUCAUUAAGGGGAUAAGACUCAAUUAGAUGUUGGGUCCUUCUCUGCUCUCACCACUUCUUCCUGGCAAGUGGACAGGCAGAUGCUUUCUUGUCAAUAGUUGUCUUUGAUCUUUCGUUGAGUCGCUUCUGUUCAGCUUAAGUAAAUAGGCAGAGAAUGAGAAAGGAAGCAGAUGAAUAAUUUUCUGUAUUAGUAAGGAACUGUUAAUGCAGUUAACCUGUGUUGGUAUUCUGUUCAAGUGAAGGUCCCCAGAUGCUCUGCUGGGUAUCAGACUUCUGCCAGGGAGAUGUGAGUCAGAUCUGAGAAUUGCUAAUCUACAUGUCUCUAGUGUCGUGACCUACACCAUUUAUAGGGAUACGUAUGUUCACUUCCCUCAUAUUUUUCUAAGUCUCUGGUGGAAAAGUUCCUGGCAUUUGUUCUAGUGGAAUAGAUUUGUUACCCAGCUUCAAAAAAAAUGAAAUAGUAUGCAAUGGAAAUGUGAUAACUUGUAGAGGAAGUGGGCCACCAUGUCAGCCACUCUCCCAGGACCUUGUGCUCUCCUCCUGCCCUUGGAGACUCAUCCCCCUUUUGGGUGACAGGCAGUGAGUUGAGUACCUGGAGGCCUGAUGGGCUUUAUUCUGUGGUACAGAGUGUGGGUGAGGUGCCCAGCCUUUCCGCAGGCCCCUGAGAGUGCCUCCAAAAUUUUACACCCUUGGCACCUCACGUGCCUCCCUGAGAACUGGCGCUUGGUCUAGGCUAGCUGGCGACCUCCUUGACCAGGGUCCCCACCUGACAGGGCCUCCCUCCCCCUGCUCCUCCCUCCUUGCCUUUGCCUGUGUCCCUCAGUUCACCCUUUCCUGCCAGGAUUGGGAUACAGUGUGAACUUAACAAAUGAUGUUGGUGCUGGGUCCAUUGACUGCAAAACCAGCAUUUAUUCUUUACUGCUUCUUUUUUUUUUAAUUUGCAACAAUUUUAAAUACAGAAAAUUAUAGAGACUGAUAAAAACAAAAACCCUGGCACUCACAUGUAGAAUUGACAGAUGUUAACGUUUUGGCAUAUUUCAGAUCUUUUCAAAUAAAAGAAAACAUUACAGACAAAGAGGAGGCUCUCUUUUUUCUCCUCCCCAGUUCUGAUAUUUUUCCUCCCUCCCCCUUCCUCCCUCUUCAGAGGCAGUUUGGUCUCUAUGCAGACCAUGUGUUGAUGCUUUUACUACCUACAUAUUUGUCUAUUACGAGUAUACAGCUUAGUUUAUGUUUAAACAUGUAUGUAAAUUUUUAUUCCUAAUAUGUAAAUAAGCAAAGAUAUAUAUAUUAUAUAGCAACUUCUUUAUGGUGUUACAUAUAGAAUAAAUUAUUCCUUAUAACUGUCUAAUUAUCCAUUAUAUGAAUAUAUUGUAAUGUAUCCUAUUGAUAGACAUUUAGUUUUUUUUCUAAAUUUUUAUUUUUACAAACAAUACUAAACAUGUCUCAGUGCUUCUCUGACUGGGGACUAUACUUAGAGGAGGAUGCCAGGGCCUGGGUGUAGGCACAGUUUCACUCUGCUUGAUGCUGCCCAGUUGCUCUCCAAAGUACACAGGCACUGCCACUCGUCACGCGUGAGAAGGCCGAGUCUCCACAUCCUCCCCACCUCCUGGCACUGGUGGACUGUAAUUUUUGCCAUUGCGAAAUGGUAUCUCUUCAUUUUGAUUUGAAUUUGCGUCAGCCUGAUUACUGCUCAUUAGCCUGUCUUCCUAAGCUUAGGUUAUGACUCUUCAGGCCUCCAACCUUAGGAAUUGGCUGUUCAUAUCUUUGUUUAUUUUUCUCUUUGGUUGUUUGUCAUUUUUUUCCUGUUGAUUUGUAGGAACUCUGUAUACUAUCAAUAUCAUUUAUCAAAAAAUAUUUCAAUGCCAUUAUCUUCUUUGAGUCAAUGUUUUUUGUUUGUUUAUGAUGUCUUGUAUAUUAUAGUUUUUUAAUUUUGACAUAAAGUUAUGAAUGUUUUUAUGCUGUAUUGUGUGUCUUGUUUAUUUGUCAUGUGGGGUUUUUUGGUAAUAGUUUUAGAGCUUUGUUUUUAUCUGUAGGUCUUUAAUUAUAGCCCUCCCCUCCUGUCCUCUGCUCAUACCUCCAUCCUCCUUCUUACUCUUUCUCCACAGCUCUCUGUCCCGUUAGCGUGUCCUAUAUCCUACACUUACCUGUUCUGCUUAUUUAUGAGUUUUCUAUUACCUUCCACCAGAAUGUGAGCUCCCUGCGGGCAGUGGCUUUUGUUUGUUUGUUCCCAGCUGUGUCUCUAACACCUGGAAUAGUCACUGGCAUAU
Molecule: messenger RNA, 4456 nt
Organism: Phyllostomus hastatus (greater spear-nosed bat)
Lineage: Eukaryota; Metazoa; Chordata; Mammalia; Chiroptera; Phyllostomidae
Gene: MYZAP
Product: myocardial zonula adherens protein
Exons: 11
Coding region: 103-1275 (390 amino acids)
Biological process (GO): maintenance of ER location; intracellular signal transduction
Cellular component (GO): nuclear envelope; RNA polymerase II, holoenzyme; intracellular anatomical structure
Source: RefSeq, a predicted model, not a curated record